AUGAGAACAGAUGCUGAAAGUUUUGCUGCCAUGCUGUUUGUGUCAGCCCCGCUCAGGAUUCUUGACAAUCAUCUGGACUGCAAACACAAGACAAAGGUGGACAAAAUCUUAUCCCUGCAAGGAUCACAGAUAAACAUUCUGGAUGUAGCAAACAAUGAAAGUUUGUGCGUGUGUUAUGCUUUCAAGAUUGAAAGUGACCUGACUCCUGACCGUAACAAGUGGACGUUUUCAUUGGAUGGAGUGGUGGUAGAUCCUGGGCGUACAUAUUUGGUGUCAGUCUUUAAUUUACCAGAGCCUGAUAUUGAACAUUACAGGAUUUACAAAUGGAUCACUAUACCAGGCAGCCUCUGGGAUCCUAAAAUGACUGGAGCAGUUUCGGUGGAUGAAGGGCAUAAAAUGAUGACCAUCACAGUGGGCUUCGAUACUUCUGAAUGUUCUGAGAGAUAUAAAGUGUCACUUCAGAUCCCUGGUUUCACCAACUCAGAGGUAGUCACAAAGGAGAACAGAACAUCACUGGAUGUGACCUUUGACCUGGAAAUAUGGCAGCUUUUGGAGUGUGAUAUGUUCUUUGUGGUUCAGCCAUUUUUCAUAUGGUGCAAGAAUGACUGUUUGCAUUGCAACAAAACAUUUAAUUACUGCAUACAUUACACCAAGCCACCUCCACGCACUUUGCUGGUAAAAGCAAUGAUGGGAAUGGCCACAGUUGGAGAUCCUGCAAACAAAACUGAUGUGGAAAAUAAACCCACGUGUAUCCAAGUGCAGGAGAGAAAAAGAGUUCUCAUCAUCCACUCCCUCGACCACCCUUUGUACAAAAAUAUUGUUCUGAAGCUUUCAGCCUUCCUGGUGGCUAAAUGCGGCACGGAGGUGGUCCUGGAUCUGCUGGACUCUGCCAGGUUGGGAAUGCUGGGCAGCGUCAGGUGGUUAGACUGGCACCGGGAACAAAUUGAGGGAUCCGCAGAUAAGAUACUGAUCCUCUGCUCGCGGGGAGUGCAAGCCAAGUGGAGAGCCAUGUGCGGAGGCAAACAGGUUUUUCUGAGAGAGGACCUUCACUCAUUGAUGGGUGACAUGCUCACCCCGGCACUCACUCUCAUGGUGCCUGAUUUUGUGCGGUCUGCAUCCUUUGAGAAAUACAUAGUGGCUUACUUUGAAGAUGUCUGCUCUGAGGACGACAUCCCCUCCCCAUUCAACAUUACUGUACGGUACAAGCUAAUGAAACAGUUUGAGGAGCUCUUCUUUCGAAUCCUGGACGUUGAAAAGCACAGGCCAGGCAGAGAGAACCGCAUUAAAGGCCUUGAGGAGCAUGAGUAUCACUACUGUCCCUGGGGUCGAGCCUUGAGGGACGCCAUAGAAGCUUUUCAUUCAUAUCAGCUGGAGAAUCCGUGUUGGUUUGAAGAUGAACUGCUGAAGGAGACCCAGUUGGAAAAAGGCGAGAACUUGUCCAUGAACUCCAUUAACCACUGUAUGCUUGACUCCCCAUCCCAGGACCCCAACUUUAUGAAAACAAAGCAGUGUAACUUCAAUGCCUAUGCCAUGGGCGAACAACACCAAAUCCCCGCCUCAUUUGGGUUUGCUGAGGAUACACAAGGCCAUGUCUCUCAUCCAGCUUGGCAUUAUGGCCUCGAUUCAUGA
Messenger RNA from Lampris incognitus (smalleye Pacific opah), 1629 nucleotides. RefSeq names its product interleukin-17 receptor A. Gene Ontology annotation, molecular function: interleukin-17 receptor activity. The transcript is spliced from 10 exons. Bases 1 to 1629 code for a protein of 542 amino acids. The record is from RefSeq and is a predicted model, not a curated record. Lineage: Eukaryota; Metazoa; Chordata; Actinopteri; Lampriformes; Lampridae.